CGGGUAUUUUCCAAGAUGCGUAUCGCGUUUAACCGAAUCAAUUCCUUCUCACAUAAGGAUACAUUUUCCACUACGUCCCCCGAUGGGAGUCUCUCUCCCGUGUCUAUCUUUGUACCCAUCUUCCGCGAUAAGAAAGACGAUAUUUCGUGUAUAGUGGAGAAUUUAGCCACCGGUACGAUCCAGGAAGAGGAUUUGAUGAAUGAAAGCUUCAUCUCCAGUAAUACCUGCGACGCUCCGCUUAAUUUUAAGGACCCGAGGUUCUACAAUGUGGACCCAGAGGAGGAUACUUUGCAUGAAUUAGGUCCUAACCCAGAAUCUCCGGAGUACUCUAAGAUCAAGUUUGAAAAGUUCGCCCAGCUUCUACUCUAUGACGGUAAUGGAAAGUGCAGUAAGCGGCCCAAAUCCAUGUCCACCUCAACAAUUAACUCCGAAACAGUAGCAGAGGGAUCGCUCAAACGGAAACGUGGGAGUAGGAAAUCUUACGACGGUUUAGCCUCGCCCUCCCGUUCUAAUUCUAUAAAACGUAUUAAACGUCUCAGUUCGCGCAUGUCCAGGACUAACGAGACUGAGGAGAAUAUUACUCCUCUGGUAGAGGUGGAAGGAGAGGCGGGUGAAAUGGACUACUCCACUAUCAAAUCCAUUCUCAAGGCAAGGGUAAACACCAAUUUGGAGCAAGAAAGCUUCCGGGCAGAGCGCUGCGACGAAGUGGAUGUAGACGAUUUUAUAGAGUACUUUGAAUCCCACGAGAGAAAAAAGAGCGAGGCCGAACCGUUCUUGGGGAAAAUCAGAAAAUCCCAGAUCUCACAGUACUAUACCGACUUGGUUUCCCCAGGGUGUGUAUGAUACCCUAAAGGGAAAGGCCAACGCCGUGUGUAUUUGGUUGGGAUUUAUAAUACAUUAUAAGCGG
Molecule: messenger RNA, 907 nt
Organism: Babjeviella inositovora NRRL Y-12698
Lineage: Eukaryota; Fungi; Ascomycota; Pichiomycetes; Serinales
Exons: 1
Coding region: 16-843 (275 amino acids)
Source: RefSeq, a predicted model, not a curated record